CGGUGGACUUGGCCGCGCCGCUGCACCUGCGCGCUUUUGCUUUCUUUCGAAGGGGACACUUGGAAAAAGCUGUCCUAUUUAAGCCACGCCUCGCCCGCCGCUCGAUCUCUGCCUUCUCUAGCCGAAUUCAUACACAUCCACCGAAAACUCACAGUCUCACACUCACACUCACAGAGGUGACAGCCAUGGAGACAGCCCAAGAAAGAGAGCUGCUGCAGCUGCAGCUGCUGGGGUGGCCUUUCCACGCGGUGCAGGCUAGCUUGGACGCUAGCACUGGCUACACCUACAGCGGCAGUAGCAUCAGCAGCGGAGGCGGCGACAGCUUCUUCCUCGGAUGGGAGCCGCCGUUCGGCUGCUUCGGGGUUGUCGCCUCCGACGCCCACCUCCAUGACCUCUUCCCCCUCUGCUUGGAGUCGCUGCCGAUGUCGCCGGCGUUGUCGAUGGCGGCGGCGGCGGCUCUCCCGACGGAGCCCCAAGGCGCAGUGACGAUGCCCGGGGAGCUGGACGAACUCCUGAAUUUCUGGGACGGCGAUGCGAGCGAGAAGCAGCCGGCCGCAAUCAAUUCCAGCUGCGUGCCGCAGCUGCACCUACACGAGAAGGGCAACAACAGCAGCAGCGCUGCCAUAGCCACUGCCAGCUCUUUUCUCCUGUACGGCGAUGAUGAUCCUUUGAGCUCGAUUUUCUCCAAGGGCCCCGUCUUUACACCGGAGGAAGAAGCCGUGUUCCAGGCCCCAGCGCCGGCGGCGGAGCCCCUCGCCAGCUCCUCCUCCUCCUCCAGCUGCCACGCGGGCCCACGUGCCAGCGACGCCCAGCAGCCGCAGGACGCCGCCGCGCCGAGUGGCCCGCGGGCCCCCCGCUGCUCCACCUCUGCCUCCUCGUUGAAGCGCGCGACACCGGAAGAGUCGACGGAGGCGGAGUGCAGCCAGAGCAGCAGCGUCGUGAAGCGGCAGAAGAAGGCGGCGCCGGGACGGGUGGUAUGCCCGUUCGCGGUGCUGAAGCCGGACGGGCUGGACGGCGGCGCGACGCUGGCGGACAUCAACGCGCGCAUCCUCAUGCGGCCGGCGCGCCCCGUGCGGCACCCCGUGGGCGAGUACGCGUGCGCGCCCCGGGUCCUCGCGCGCGACGCGCCGGGCAUCUCGGGCAAGGCCGUCGCGGGCUUCACCAGGCUGCACACCCCCGGCCGCGGCACCAUCACCAUCAUGAGGACGCGAGGCUGAUGCAAAUUAAACCUAGCUUAACUAGCUUGCAUUGCACCGAUGAUGAUGAAUGUUGAAUUGUAGAUUAGCCCCGCUCAGUAAUGGAGGGAUAGCUAGAUGCUCGCUAGCUAGUUACUACUAGUCGGUAGUAAAUGACUCUACUACUACCUGUGCCAAGUUCCAAUGCCAUGUAAUUAUAUGAUCGAUUACAUAAGGAAUGAAUAAAAUUCUUCCUUUUUGUUCCGGAUUUAGUA
Molecule: messenger RNA, 1450 nt
Organism: Brachypodium distachyon (stiff brome)
Lineage: Eukaryota; Viridiplantae; Streptophyta; Magnoliopsida; Poales; Poaceae
Exons: 5
Coding region: 186-1217 (343 amino acids)
Biological process (GO): female meiotic nuclear division; male meiotic nuclear division
Source: RefSeq, a predicted model, not a curated record